Molecule: messenger RNA, 1332 nt
Organism: Amoebophrya sp. A25
Lineage: Eukaryota; Dinophyceae; Syndiniales; Amoebophryaceae
Source: the annotation of a GenBank genome assembly
AAGACAUGUUGAUGAUGAUCCCAGACUCGGCUCGCGAGAAUGAACAAUUAUCGGCCGUGAAUAUGGCAUGAUCAAGAAGUAUGUGAUCACAUUGUUUCCAUUCCAUUCGACUAAAUUCUGGUGAAGUCCUUCCAGUGCUUGAUACUUUGCUACCAGUAAAGGGCAAAGCCAAUUGAUUGUCUGCUCAGUUAGGAUUCUGAGGAUUCUGUUUUUUUCAAAAGAUCAGUUUUAGUUGAAUCCUUUUUUUGAGCACACGAGGCAGCGAAAAAAAUGGGCGAAUCUGUGAAGCUCUCCGGAUAUGACACCACGUACAGUGUCUUGAAAGGUGGCAGCGGCGCUGAGGUGAAGAGAGGGGCGACUGUGACGGUCCACGCGACUGGCGUCGUUAAGGAGAGCGGAAAAAAAUUCUGGUCCACCAAGGACCCGGGGCAGCAGCCAUUCACCUACCAGGCGGGCGUUGGUAAUACACAAGCCCUUUAUGAAAGAUAGACAUCAAUGUCGUAUCCUGUUGGGAAUGGUGGAAUGAGGCUAGUCCUUCAUUUAUUUCCAUGUUCUUGCUCUCUAUAAAGUGAGUACCCUUGUUGCCAUCUGAUGUGUCUCGAAGAAACCCUCUGUCGUAGUUUUUGAUAGGAGUCAGUAUGCAAUUUUCGGGAAUCCUAUUUGCUGAAAAUCUCGUGCGCAUCUGUUUUUUGCAGGUAAAGUCAUUGUCGGAUGGGAUCAGGGUCUUCUCGGAAUGAAGAUCGGCGAGUCGCGAUUGGUGACUAUCCCUGCACACGAAGGCUAUGGCGCCGAGGGCUUUCCAGCCUGGGGUAUCCCGCCAGGCGGAACCCUCGAAUUCACGCUCGAAGUUCUCAGCAUCCAGUAAGCAAAAUUCGACGACUCUCGAGUCGUUUUAUCCUACGAAGAGCGAACGCUGCUGAAGAAAAAACCUGUAGCUGUUGCGGGGGCGUUUGAAGCGUGUAGUUAUAGUUGGGCUGGCGGGAGAAGCAAGGGCUUCUCCGGUUGUCUCGAUAUUUCUCUGCAAGGUGAUUUUUGAAGGUGGAGAAGAGUACCUGGAAUACAUAGGAUGAAUGCGGAUGAACUUCCCUUUUUAUCUGCGGCUGAAGCAGGAGCGGGAGCAGCCAAACUGCUGUGCUUCUUGGUGUAACUAUAGUAUCAUGAUUUCAAAGGUACUCUCGUUAAUGUAUCUCAUACUGGUAAAUCCUUCCAAGACAAUAAUGUGGCCUUCGGAGCCAUUACAAACCUUCCCCAUGCUCCUGCGAAUUAUGAGAAUCUUGUAUUUGAGCGCACUGGCAAGCGCCCUGUGUGUAUAAGUGUAUUCGUGUUACGCCC